AUGUGCCAGCAAUAGCCUACUGAUAAACAUUUGUGCGUAGUUUUCCCAAAUUGAGAAAAUGGACGCAGAUUUUGUGAAGUCGCUUGUCCAGGAGGUAAAAUCCCAAGGCGUUUUCGAUGAGUUUCGCAAGGACGCGUUGGCGGACGUGGACACAAAGCCAGCAUAUCAAAAUGUACGCAACCGUGUUGAAACGGCCGUACGUGGAUUUCUGUCAAAACAAACGUGGACAACAGAGACAAAUAAAGUGCAGUUGCGUGAAAAACUCCGUAAACAUCUGCUUGAGGCGGAUGUUUUGGAUAAGGGCGUAGACCAUAUAGUUGACCAGGUGGUAAAUCCCAAGGUGGCCACAGUUUUUGAGCCAAAGAUACAGAGCAUAACGUACAAGUACCUAGGUAUAGCACCGCCGCCAUUACCAGCGCAUGUGCCGCCACCGCGUCCACCUCUGUUGCCCGCUCCGCCGCUGCCACCAUAUGCAAGUCAUCUGAACGGUGCUAACAUGCUGAGAGUGGAGACCACUGCUAGUCUUCUACCUACAGACUUGGAACAGAUUAGUCCCGAUUCGGACCGAGCCACUGUAAAAUCUGAUCUAAAAGACGAUAGCAAAGAUGAUGAUUUGCCGCCGGGCGUUGAACCGGAUGACCAUCAUUAUGAGGAUGACACGUCGCCCUCUUUUGAACCAUUGUCUGAAACUAAAACUUUACCAAAUGAAAGCAUAAGGGACGGUAUUAUCAAUGGCACUUUCAAUACAUCCGAUUCAGCCAAUAAAGAGUUGGUAAAUGAUUCGCGAGACGCUGGCGUCUCGCAAACAUCGCAGCUGUCCCAAGUGUCCAGCGAUAGUCGUUUGACGAUAGGGUCAACUGAAUCGGCGGUGGACGUCCAACAGCCUACGAGCAAUAGUAUUGAGCUGACUCCAAAUAUUGCUGCUAACAUUUCAGAGGAGGCGCAAAUGCCGAAAUUUAAUGAAAAUUCAAGCGAUACUAGCAGCGGUGAUGUUUCGACAGGUCGGCAAUUGCAUUUUGAUAUCAUGAAGGACACCAUUACUUUUGAGGGCACCGAACGCAAAAAUUCAAUGUCAGAGAUUGCGACAACAAAUGGAAGUGGUGCACUUGAACUUUCUAUUGAGGAUGCCAUAAUGUCUGAGGUGAAAGCCAACAUUGACGAUGCCAAUAAUGCUGCUAUCAAGCCCGAUCCAGAACCACCUAAUAUUGAUACACUGCAUUUGCAGCCCAAAAUUGAAUCUCCCCUUUUGAUGCAUAAAUCACUGCAGCCUCCAUCUACAAGUGAUCCACCACCUUUGCCACCGAACGUUGAGCCGCUACCGCUCAAAAUUGAGUUGCCGCCAUCGCCACCUAAGACUGAUCCACCGCUUAAAAUUGAGCCAUUGCCAUCGCCUCCUAAAAUUGAACCACCUCCAUCACCUCCCAAAGCGGAGCAGCCACCAGCGCCUCCUUUGCCGCCUCCAAAUGAGCCGCCGCUCUUACCGCUUAAAGUUGAACUUCCGCUGGCAUCACCAAAAUUCGACUCUCAAAUAGAGAACGGCGGCGGCGGCGGCGCAUAUUCAGAUGGAUCCCAACAUUCAGAGAGUCUGCUGAAGAUGGAGGGGAGCGUCAAAAUGCUGGCACAGGAGACAGUUAAUGACGAGAGUUCCAGAAAUUCAUUAGAUGAAGUUAACGACAAGAAGAAACAAUUAAUAUUAGUUUCCGACGAACCAUCGGCAAUUAAAUAUGAAGUCUCUAAGUCUACUGAGUCCACGACUUCGUCUGCAUCUACCUCGUCGCACCAUAAAAAGCACUCCAGAGAUAGGGAAAAGGAUAAGGAUAAAUAUAGGCAUAGGGAUAAGGAACGACGUCAUAACAACGACGAUAAGCAACGUAGUAAUUCACGAGAUCGUGACCGUAGCCGAGACAAAACGCACAGCAAACAUUCCUCAAGCUCCAGCUCGAAGCAUUCUUCAUCCAGCUCAAAACAUAAGAGCACCAAACAUGACAAAAGCUCUUUGACUUCAUCCUGUCGCAGCUCAAGUACCCGCGAUUCCUCUUCAGCAAUGCGUUCCACAUCGACAUCGUCGUCCCGACACGAAUCAAGCUCAUCAACAAAAAAGCCCAAGUCGACGUCAUCGUCAUCGCGAUCGGAUAGUCGAAGUCAUAGCAAGAGUCACAGCCAUAGCCGCAGUCAUAAUAAUAGUUCUUCGUCUUCUUCCAAAAGAAGUGAUCGCGAUCGCCAAAAAUCAACGACAUCCUCUACCCAAUCAGCAGCUAUUCAAGAUGACCACAACGAGCUCAAGUCAAAAAUACAGAAACGUCGAAGUAGUGACUCAAAUGAUGAAGGUAAGCCACCUGGUGCUGCCUCGAGCGUAUCAUCACCCAGUGGCACAUUAAAAACCAAAGAAAAAAAUGAAUCCGUGAACAGUAGCAUCACAUCCGACACGAACGAGCCAAAUAGAAACGGUGCGCACGAAGAAAAAGCGACAGUUGAGACUGCAUUAACCAGUAGUGUUGUUGUAGUCAGUGAUAUUUUGAAGCAGUCACCAAACAGCUUCAUCGAUAUUGGUCGCAAAGCAUCUGAGGUCAAAGUAGGAAAUGCAGAUGGAACCAAAUUUAAAACGAUCCUGCCCCAAGAAUCCGAAGAGCAGACGAAAAAAGGAGAAGAUCAGGAUCAGACAAUGGAGGUUACGUGUGUAAAUGAGCGGGAGGACAUCUCAGCAAAGACGCAAGAACUGGCACUUGCGCACGGGGUGCAUGAGAAUAUUGUUUCUAAGGAAGAACAGUCUGCUGUAGAUGGACGGAAAGAAACUGAAGGUAAUCCAGAACAGUGUGCUGUAGAUGAGCCAAAAGAAACUGUAUGCAAUCCAGAACAGUCACCAGCUGCGCAGGACAACCCUGGAGGACCCCAGAAGGAGGGAGAGCUUCAAAAAAUCGCAAACAAAAGCGAUGAAGAAAUUACGACUUACUUUGAGGAGAAUGCUGAUGAAUUUAAGCAGCGCCUUGAACUCAUCAGACGUACUAUCGAGCAACGUCGUAUUGUCUUAAAUGUCUUGGGUCAGGCGGAAGCAAAAGAGAGUCGUACGUUGCGUCGCAGUACGUCCAAGCGUCGUUUAAGUAGUGAUCGUCAGGAUUACCCCAAAAGGAGCUCAAUCGAUAAUACAAAUAUUGAUGAUAUCAGUCCUAACAGUAGCACUAGCAGCGAGAACGUCAGCAUGACGGCAAACCAAACGGACUCGGACAGCAAUCCGGCAAAGCGUUUGCGUUGCGAUGAAGCGAAGACUUCACCCACGUUUUCGGAAGCUAGUGUAAAUUCCAAGGAAAAUGAAGCACUCGACAAGCAUGACAAUGACGAAAUGUCGAAGCGUUUGAGCGGCUCUGCGAUGAGCAAGCUCUGCCAGCAGCAGCGCUACACCAAUGAUGAUCUCUACAAGCCCCGUCCAGUAUUGUCGCAACGUUCGCGUCGUCGUGGCUUGGAUUCAAUCCACUAGCUUGCUCUAAGCACUCACAUAUAUCUACUACUGCUAAAUCACUUGAUAAAUCAAAAUGUUAUCAAACAUGUAAGCUAAGGAAAGCGUAAAUAUAGAAAUGAAUAAUGCCUAAAA
Messenger RNA from Scaptodrosophila lebanonensis, 3586 nucleotides. It is a transcript of the gene BOD1, whose product is annotated as biorientation of chromosomes in cell division protein 1-like 1. The transcript is spliced from 4 exons. The coding region runs from base 59 to 3472 and encodes 1137 amino acids. NCBI's taxonomy places the organism in Eukaryota, Metazoa, Arthropoda, Insecta, Diptera, Drosophilidae. The record is from RefSeq and is a predicted model, not a curated record.